Vombatus ursinus (common wombat) is the source of this 711-nucleotide messenger RNA. It is a transcript of the gene LGALS2, whose product is annotated as galectin 2. NCBI's taxonomy places the organism in Eukaryota, Metazoa, Chordata, Mammalia, Diprotodontia, Vombatidae. The transcript is spliced from 4 exons. The record is from RefSeq and is a predicted model, not a curated record. Bases 209 to 631 code for a protein of 140 amino acids. Gene Ontology annotation, molecular function: carbohydrate binding.
AGCGUCGAUCCCCCCCCAAACGGCGCCCGCCGCCUCUCAACGGCUUCCCCUUGAUCCCGGCGGCCCGGGGCUGACGGGAAGCGGAGGUUCCGGGGGCCGACACGGGCACCAUGGACAGCAGCCGUGAAGUACUAGAGCGUCGGGAGCGGACGGUGCCCCUGAGACCUCCGGCGGCCGCUUCCGGAACAGCAGUCGGCGGCCAUGUUUGAUGGGGGUCUUUCACGUGCAUUUCCGGCUGCGGAACAAAAUGGAGCUUUACCACAUGGACCUGAAGCGGGGGAUGACGCUGAAACUGAAGGGGAAAAUUCAUGAGGAUGCGAGUUGGUUCAUUAUUAAUCUGGGCACCGAUCCCCAAGAUCUGGCGCUGCAUUUCAACCCCCGAUUUGAGGAGAACGUCAUCGUCUGCAACUCCCAAAAUGGCGGCAACUGGGAGAAGGAGCACCGCGAUGGUCACAUGUGCUUCCAGCCAGGGACAGAGAUAAAGCUGACUGUGACCUUUGAGGAAGAUGAAUUCCAGGUGAAGCUUCCUGACGGUCAUGAAGUCAAAUUCCCCAACCGGAGGGGGCAAAGCCACCUCUCCUACUGCUGCGUGAAGGGUGGAAUCAGCCCCACCUCCUUCAAGGUGGAGUGAGGGCAGAGGGUGGCCAGCCUGAGCAGCUCCCCUCCUUCCUUAACCCCAUGAGCCCCAAUAAAGGCUUCUGCUUCUUACCA